Onthophagus taurus is the source of this 1659-nucleotide messenger RNA. RefSeq names its product Protein disulfide-isomerase A6 homolog CaBP1 (gene CaBP1). Gene Ontology annotation, molecular function: protein-disulfide reductase activity; protein disulfide isomerase activity. The record is from RefSeq and is a predicted model, not a curated record. Lineage: Eukaryota; Metazoa; Arthropoda; Insecta; Coleoptera; Scarabaeidae. Gene Ontology annotation, biological process: response to endoplasmic reticulum stress. Gene Ontology annotation, cellular component: endoplasmic reticulum lumen.
ACAUUCUACUAUAAACAUUAUCGUACAACGAGCCAAUAAGAAUUCACCACGAAACUUUCGUUGACGAUUAGGCACCGGUUCAUUUACAUUUAAGAACACGUUAGCAGUUUCGAAUCGGAGACCGAUACAAAGAAAAAUGUUGCUGUACCUGGUUUUGGCAAUUUUUUUCGAGCAAUCCCUAGGAUUGUAUCCAACGUCUUCGAGCGUCAUCGACCUAACGCCUUCGAAUUUCGAUAGGUUGGUUAUUAACAGUGAUGAAGUUUGGGUGGUAGAGUUUUAUGCCCCUUGGUGUGGACAUUGCCAGCAAUUGGUACCAGAGUAUCAAAAAGCAGCGGGGGCUCUUAAAGGAGUUGUUAAAGUAGGGGCUGUUAACGCUGAUGAGCACAAAGAAUUAGGUGGCAAAUAUGGUGUACGUGGAUUCCCCACUAUUAAAAUAUUUGGUGCCAAUAAAAAAUCGCCUGAGGAUUACAAUGGGGCAAGAUCAGCCCAAGGCUUAGUUGAUGGGGCAAUCUCAGCAGCUAAAGCUAAGGUAAAUGCUCAACUUGGUGGCAAAUCCAGUUCUGGAUCAAAAUCUUCAGGUGGUUCAGAUAAAGAUGUUAUUGAAUUAACAGAUAGUAACUUCGAAAAGUUGGUGAUGCAAUCUGAGGAUAUGUGGUUAGUAGAAUUCUUUGCACCUUGGUGUGGACAUUGCAAAAAUUUAGCCCCUCAUUGGGCGGAUGCUGCAACUCAACUUAAAGGAAAAGUUAAAUUAGGAGCUUUAGAUGCCACAGUUCACAGCAGCAUAGCUUCUCAAUAUGGAAUCCAAGGUUAUCCAACAAUCAAGUUCUUUUCACCUGGUAAAAAGGAUUCAGACUCCGUAUCGGAUUAUAACGGCGGAAGAACAGCUGGAGAUAUUGUCAAUUGGGCAUUGGAAAAACUCUCUGAAAACGUACCUGCACCAGAAUUAAUUCAAAUAGUUAAUGACGUCACCUUUAAAACAGCUUGUGAAGAAAAACCUUUAUGCGUCAUCGCUAUUUUACCACACAUAUUAGAUUGUCAAUCGCAAUGUCGCAAUAACUACAUUGAUCUCUUAACAGAAAUGGGCGAAAAGUACAAAAAGAAAAUGUGGAGUUGGUUGUGGGCGGAAGCUGGCGCUCAAUUUGAAUUAGAAAGUGCUUUGGACAUCGGCGGUUUCGGUUAUCCAGCGAUGGCCGUCGUCAACGCGAAAAAAAUGAAGUACUCCAUCCUACGAGGAUCAUUCUCCAAGGAUGGCAUCAACGAGUUCCUUAGAGACCUCUCCUACGGCAGAGGAAAUACCGCCCCCGUUAAAGGGGCCGAGCUUCCGAAAAUCGCUAAGACUGACGCUUGGGAUGGCAAAGAUGGCGAGCUUCCACCUGAAGAGGAUAUUGACUUGUCUGACGUCGAUCUUGACGAAAAAGACGAAUUGUAAAUUUUCCAUUGUACCGUUUAUUUUUUUUUAUAGAACGUAAAAUGUCCCUCUUUACUUUCCCCUCCAUCUUUAAUGUAAUAUAUUUCUCAUUGUCUCUGCACCUGUAAGUUAAAUAACACUAAACCGCGUAUGUAUGUAAAACAUUAAUGUUUGUAAGAAAAGAAAAUUAUUAUUUCUAAGUGUCUAAAUAAAAAAAAAACGUUUUAUUAAUAAAAUAUAUUUGAUAAUAA